Messenger RNA from Meloidogyne enterolobii, 711 nucleotides. The record is from the annotation of a GenBank genome assembly. NCBI's taxonomy places the organism in Eukaryota, Metazoa, Nematoda, Chromadorea, Rhabditida, Meloidogynidae.
AUGGAAGAGGUUGAUAGUUGGUUUAGUAAAGAUUGUCAAAAUAAAUCUCAAACAUUUGAAGAUAAUUUAAAUUCUAAAAAUAUCGGUAAAAAACAAAUUGAGGAACAGGAAAAGCAAAAAGAAAUUAUUUUAUUAGAUGAUAAAGAAGAAGAGGAAAGUGUUGAAUUAAUUAGUAAUGAUGGGACAGAACCUGCAGAUAUAUUAAUUUUAAAUAAUUUUAUUGAAGAAAUUGAUAAUUCUGUUGGAAAUGGUCAAAAGGAACAUGAAAGAAUGGAAGAGAGUGAUGGUUGGUUAAAUAAAGAAGAUUAUCAAAAUAAAUCUCAGGCAUUGAAGGAUAAUUUAAAUUCUAAAAAUAUUAAAGAACAUCCAAAACAAGUUGAAGAAAAAGAAAUUAAUGAAAAGGAAGACGAAAUAAUGGAGGAAGAAGAAGAAGAUGGAUGGCUUAGCAAGGAUAGUGGUCAAAGUUUGGCAGGGAAGUCGAAAACAUUAAUUGAAGAAGAAAAUACCUCAAAAUCAAUUGAAAACACAUUUUCGCCUUUAAAGAAUUUUAUUCAACAAAAAGUGUUUGAACAACAAGAACAAUCACAAAAAACAAAGAAAUUAAUUGAAGAUUCUGAUUUUUUAAUUAUUGAGAAGCCAAUGUCUCCUUUAAAAAAUUUUAUUAUUCAACAAGAAGAACAGACAAAAAUUAAUGAAAAGGUUUAUUAUUAG